Molecule: messenger RNA, 1419 nt
Organism: Bradysia coprophila
Lineage: Eukaryota; Metazoa; Arthropoda; Insecta; Diptera; Sciaridae
Source: RefSeq, a predicted model, not a curated record
UAUAUAAAAAGAUGACUUCACUUCCAUUAAGCAGUCGAUUGAAUGUUUCCAUUACGAGACGAAUUGCCUAUUGUCAGAAUGAAAUUGAUCGUUUGCGUUGCACUAAGCUUAAUCGCUGGACUCGUUUUAAUUAACGCUGAACCUAUACAAGAAAUUCAUGGAACAGUGCAAGGUGAGGUUUAUGUGAGAGGGGAACAAAUCGGUCCUGAUGGGCAACCCAUUCAUUCCGGUCUGAAUGGUGGUGAUUAUAUACCAUCCCAAACUGAAGGAUAUGUGCAAGGUGCGGUUUAUGUGAGAAAGCAAAAUAUCAAUCCUGAAGAUUCCUAUGAUGGUAGUUCCACGGCAUACGAUGGUAGAUGUGCGACAGAUUGUACGAAUGAGAAUUCAUCUCGUGGCCGAUUCACAAACGUUGAUUUAAGUGUACAAGUUGGAUCUGGCGCAACUAUCGGUGAUUACACAGACAUCAAUGCAAAUUGUGUGAUUGGAAGUAAUUCUCGAAUUGGAAGGCAUAGUCACUUGGGAACGGGCAACAUAAUUCACGACAACGUCCACAUAGGUGACCACGUGACUAUCAGAGAAAAUAACGAAAUUGCGAACAACAGCGAAUUGAAACGCCAUGUGAAAUUGGGAUCGGGAAUCAGAAUCGGUUCAAAUACUCGGGUCAGCGAUCACACAAGGGUACAUAAUUUCGCAAGUAUCGGUAAUGAGUGCAUUGUGGAAAGUCAUUCAACGGUUGAACCUAACGCAAAUAUUGGCUCAUUCGUUUACUGUGGACGACACUCAAGCAUAGGACCAGAAGCAGUUAUUGGGGACAACGCUGUCAUUCAUCGACACGCAAAAGUUGUGAAUGGUAGACACGUAAAGAUUAAUGAAGUUAUCAUAAGAUCACCAACUUCGGCUGCGUUGUAUGCAAAUUGUCUGCCACUUUGUAGCAUUCCACAAAAUGAUGCUGAAACUGUAUCGCAAUAUCUCCCCUCCUAUGAUGUUUCAUCAGAGGCAAAUGCGUUUUUAGGUCAAAAAAUUGCAGAAGAGAUUCGUGCCAUAAAUUCGAACUGUGAGAAGGGACAAAAUGUCGAUUUAAGUGGCGUGGCAUUUAUAAAGAGCUUGUACCUGAUUCUAUACCAUGGAAUAAAUGACUUCAACUAUUACUCACAAUUAACAGGAAGUUACACUACUAUCUUGAGCGGAGAGCAGCAUUUUGGAAGCACGGCCACAAGAAAUGUGCUUACACCUGAAGUCAAAGAUUUGAUAAUCCGCUUGUUGGUUUUGGAGGAAGACAGUCAACGUAUCGACAGGGUUACGGGUGACACAUAUUGCAAAAUGUCGUCAGAUAUUUCGAACAAUGAACGAAACGUUGGAGUUGACCAAUGAGACACUACCAAUACCAUUCUGCAAAAUGUCGACCAAUACUUUGAAUAU